Molecule: messenger RNA, 1798 nt
Organism: Drosophila navojoa
Lineage: Eukaryota; Metazoa; Arthropoda; Insecta; Diptera; Drosophilidae
Source: RefSeq, a predicted model, not a curated record
AGCAAAGUCCACAGAGAGCGACGCGCAGCUUGAUAAAAGUUGCGUUCGUUGUUGUUCGUUCAGUUAAAUUUAAGACGAGAAGCCGAAGAGAACGACCGUUGGGUGCGUCGGAAUGCAAAACGCGCCUAAAAAGCAAACGCAAAAAUAAAAACAAAAACAACAUUCAAAAUAAAUAAAGCAAAAUAAAAGAAUUCUAGAAUAAAUAAAAGACAGCCUUGCGCGGAUAUCAGAUGACAGACAGUCCAAGAUAAAAAUACUAAAACGAGCGUUGGAAUAUGUUUUUGCAUAUAUGCAUGAAUAUAAGGACAAACAGUGCGACGGCCGAUUGCAAAUCACAACAGAAAGCACUUAACGAAAGUGUUCGCUGAUGUCAUAGUAAAGCUGUCGCUUAUCAAAGACUGAAAAAACGAUAUCAGAAUUAUUGUGUUUGCUAGCGGAAACAGUUAAUAAAUAGUUGCGAAAUCGAACGGUAGAAAGGCAAUUGCAGAUAGUGAUAGAAAGAGAGAGUAACUCCAUUGGCCGGCAACAAUGGCAAUGACAAUGACAACCGACUACCAAGCGUAUCUGGAGACAGCCUGGCAGUGGCUGAACUACCUGCCCUACCUGCUGGUGGCCUACGUGCUGCUCACCUUGGUGCCCAAGUCGCUGAUGCGCAUGAAACGCUACGCGGACGCUGACUUCGAAGCGAAUCGUCACAAGUUCCAUCGCUGCUAUGGCCCUGAGCUCUGCUGCCACGCCCAUGCCAGCGUCCAGGCGCAGGAGCUGCCAGCAAAGCAGGCGAAGCAACGCAAGCCGGUGACUCGCGUCUACCCGAAGCGUCAGCAGCCGCUGAACAAGCCGGAGCUGCCGUCCAUUAAGCACAACCAUGUGACCAACAUUGCGCGCAUGUUCGAGUCGGGCAAUGCGACGCGGCAGGUGAGCCGUGUGACACCUGUGACGCUGCCCGACAUACGAUCGCUGGGCGCCAGCGAGGGCUCCAGCGAGACGACGCCUUGCGUCUCGCGCAAGGGCAGCAUUGCCACACAGAUGCAGCACAUCGAGCAUGCCAUGCAGCUGUGGCAGGAGCUGCAGGAUCAACAGCAGCAACAGCAACAGCAGCAACAACAACAACAUCAACAGCAGCAGCAGCAGCCACAAAAGUCAUCCAGGCUCAACGAUUGGGAGCCGAUGACUGCGAUGCCUGUGCCGGCCAUAAGACGCAGCCUGGGCACCUCAGCCACGCCCUCGACUGCAUCGCCGCUCUGCAGCUCACCAGAGCCGCCGUCACCUGUGCUGCUGCGUGAGCCGCCCGCUCUGUGCCUCAAGUCCAGCAUGGAGGACAUCUUCCAGGCGAUCGCACGCAGCGCCGAGGAGCCCGUCGACUGCAACAGCCUCUCGCCGAUCACCUGCAUCGACGACAUCUUGUCGGAGCGUAGAUUCUCGAGGCCCUUGUCCGCCUACUCCAUAACCGAUCUGCUCAACGAGGAGCAGGAGUCGCUGUUCGUGAACGAGACGACGCUGCAGCAGCUGGAAACGAGUUGAGAUGGGAAGAGCUUAUCCAGACUAUCGAGUGAUUAUCUGCAGUAGAUCAUCUUCGUGCCAUGUGCGAAAACAGCUUGCUUAGCUCUUCCUCUCUCCCUCCCUCUCUCUCACUCCCACUCUCACUCUGAUUAUCUCUCUGCCCCACUUAUCAAUGGCUUCUUUCACUGAUUCACAGCAAAACAGUUGCGAUAAGGCCACGCCCCCGCAUUUCCCUGGCUGCUGCUUAGCCUUUGCCAGUUGCAUUUUGUUUGUUUAAUUAAUGAAAACUUAAGCAAAU